Molecule: messenger RNA, 1099 nt
Organism: Fimicolochytrium jonesii
Lineage: Eukaryota; Fungi; Chytridiomycota; Chytridiomycetes; Spizellomycetales; Powellomycetaceae
Exons: 5
Coding region: 189-998 (269 amino acids)
Source: RefSeq, a predicted model, not a curated record
UUCCUUCUCAGGUAUUCGAUCUGACCCUGCUUAGACCCACAUUCACCAGCCUUCUGCAAGAAGAUUUGGGGUGUCCCGCCGAAAUCCCCGACGGGAAACGUCCCAUCUCAUUGACGGACUGGAGGGAGGAAGUGUCGGAGGACACGGCUGACACGGUACCUGUUGCGACGCACGGCUUUUCCAACGCAAUGGUCAUGCUAGGCGAUCUGGCAAGCAAGGGGGUUUUGGCGGGGUCUACCACCGAACUCCCAUAUUACAUCCGCGUAGCACUCCUGCUAUCAUUAGACUAUCGGCUUGGGCGCACUUGCUUGGAGACCAUCGGAACAUGCAUCGCCCAGCUUUGCGAUGCGUUGAAACGAUCGAACGACUGGGAAACCCUAUCGACCGACAUCAUAGAACAUAUGCUGGACACAACGAAACAGGACGUUUUCGAGCAGCAUCACAUUCUGGAGGCUCUCAAAUGGGCAGCAGCCACAUCGCCUGCGGCAUGGGAGCUCAGAUUACGUUUGGCAACCAGUUUUGUUGAGCAACAUGGCUCAGAGGAACCAUGCAGCGACUGCAGGACGGGGAAAGCGGAUACCUCCCAUAGACUGAAAUGCAUAUGGAACGCCAUGCAAAGGGAUGAGUUUUCAGCUUCGCGCUUCAAACAGUCGGGGUUGCCUGAGGAUUAUGUGAAGAUGACGAUGGCGGUCAAGAUACUGGGGAUCGCUCUGGGAUCAGUGGACGACUUACAGAAGGAUAAGAAAAUGGCAAACGAGAUUGCAAAACGUUUGAGGUUGAUAUUUGGAAACAUUGCUGACCCACGGGCAUCAUAUAUUGAGCGCUCAGAGGCGAAGCACGAACUUGUCACUUUGAGCAGCUGGAUUCGCCUAGUAGCACCUAUCACUGAUUCAGAUACUCAAACGCGACUACCAUUCACGAAAAAGGAACCUAUGGAACCGCCACUUGCCAUCCAAACAGAACCAAGUAUGGCUCCAGAUAUGUCGUCGAAGGAAUAGGCGGGCGUCAGAGGUUCCCUGUCACCCAAAGAAAGACUCACUUUUGGCACCAUCCAUCUGAGCCCCUACACACUCCGACCAAGAGGAGGCGGUUUCCACAC